Molecule: messenger RNA, 909 nt
Organism: Aspergillus welwitschiae
Lineage: Eukaryota; Fungi; Ascomycota; Eurotiomycetes; Eurotiales; Aspergillaceae
Product: DnaJ domain protein
Exons: 2
Coding region: 1-909 (302 amino acids)
Source: RefSeq, a predicted model, not a curated record
AUGACCCUCCCACGUCUCCGGCCCACGGCCACCCGCCUCCGACACACCACCAUCACCACCAAGACCACCACCACACCCUAUACCAAACCACUAUACCGCACAUUCACCUCAACAUCCCCCAGGCCCUCCUCCUCGGCGCGCGAACCAACCUACUACGAAAUCCUCGACGUGCCGCCAACCGCCACUCAAUCCGAGAUCAAGAAAAAAUUCUACUCCCUCUCCCUGAAACACCACCCCGACCGCAACCGCAGCGACCCCACGGCAUCCAACCGCUUCGCCCAAAUCUCCAGCGCGUACAACACGCUCAGCAACGCCACAAAACGCAGUAUCUACGACCGCGACCACCACAUCCACGCCCACCCCUCCUCCACACACAGCACCGCCAAUCCUGGCCAACACCCCAUGGGCAGCUACAGUAGCUACAGCGCGAACCUGCACACGAAGGGGGCGUCGUACGCGGGCUCGCGACCAGCUAGCGGAUUGAGUAAACGGAGGGGACAGUUCCGCGGGCCGCCGCCUAGUUUCUAUGCGCAUGGGGGGUAUGGGGGCACGGGGAGACGGGCAGCGGGUGCUGCUGGAGGGGGUGGUGGGGAGGGUGGUGGUGCAAAGGGGUCGGAGGACGAUCCGACGUCAUUUAUUGAUCGGAAUACCGUGUGGCAUUUUAAUGCAAAGGGGCAUUAUAAGACGCAGACGAGGGAGGAUGAGAGGAGGCAGCAACGGAGGUCGAGGGAGAUGGCGGGGGCGGCAUCGAUUAAUGACAAGUAUCUUGGGAGUCCCGGGGCAAUGGCCGUGAGGUUUAUUGUGGUCUGUGGGAUAUUGAUGGGGGCGGGCGCUAUGACGGGGGCGUUCCACAAUGAUCGGGCCGGUGCGAAGACGACGACUAAAUCCGUGCGGCGGAAGGAGGUUUGA